This is a messenger RNA of Alnus glutinosa, 2309 nucleotides long. Its product is annotated as inactive receptor-like serine/threonine-protein kinase At2g40270. The record is from RefSeq and is a predicted model, not a curated record. Gene Ontology annotation, molecular function: ATP binding; protein binding; protein kinase activity. Bases 250 to 2139 code for a protein of 629 amino acids. NCBI's taxonomy places the organism in Eukaryota, Viridiplantae, Streptophyta, Magnoliopsida, Fagales, Betulaceae. Gene Ontology annotation, biological process: protein phosphorylation. The transcript is spliced from 9 exons.
CACUUUCAGUGUACGCGUUUUCAAACUUUAGUGGGUCUAAAUUAGCUUGCAACCACGCGAACAUUUUAGUUUUGGUUUUGAUAUCUAUCCAUCCAAUUAUUAUUUUUCACUGAAUUUUCAACUUCUGUUCCUUUGACAAGUUCGAAGCUCGAUUUUGCCCCGAUUGAACUCGGUUUGUGAUCAAACUGGAAGAAAAAUACGGUGGGAAGCGUCGUGUUCGUGAUUGGGUUUACGUUGUUCCGGAGUAUAAUGGACCGGGAAUGGAAACGGGGACGUUUGGUAGGUGUCAUGGUGGUGUGCCUCUUGUGUCUGAGUUUGCGUUUGAGUUGGUGUCUCAACGAUGAAGGUUUGGCUCUGCUGAGGUUUAGAGAGAGAGUGGUGUAUGACCCCUUUGGUGCUUUGUCCAAUUGGAAAGACGAAGAUGGAGUCGUUGAUCCAUGUUCAUGGUUUGGGAUCGAGUGCUCAGAUGGAAAAGUUUUGACCUUGAACUUGAAAGAUCUUUGUCUUGGAGGAACACUGGGACCUGAGCUUGCAAAUCUAGUCCAAAUAAAAUCUAUUAUUUUGCGCAAUAAUUCUUUUAGUGGAAUCAUUCCUGAAGAGAUUGGAGAGCUGAAGGAGUUGGAGGUGUUGGAUUUGGGAUACAAUAACUUCAGUGGAACACUCUCAGCUGAACUUGGCAGUAAUCUUUCACUCACAAUCCUUCUAGUGGACAACAAUGAGCAACUUGGUAACUUAUCUCCUGAGAUUUAUGGACUUCAGAUGUUUUCUGAAUCUCAAGUAGAUGAAAAUGAGCUUUCUAAUGCUGCUAAAGGAUCAUCUUGCCAUAAAACAAACGCUGCUUGGAGCAUUGCCCAAAAUGAAGUCAUGGUUCACAGGAGACUGAAGCAAACGUUAAAUCACUUGGAACCCCCAUCCCCAUUAAAUCGCUUUAAAACCCCAUCCCCAUCCGCAUCAUUUGUGCCAAAGAAAGGAGCAGUAGCAGUAAAUUCUUAUCCAACUGUUUCUUUCUCUCCAGCUCCCUAUUCUGCUCAAGCGCCUCCCCCCCCAGAAAACCGUUCUUCAAAGAAUCAUUUGGUUUUAAUAUUGGCUGGAGCAAUAGGGGGCGCCAUUCUAAUUUUGAUCAUUGGUGUAUAUCUUUGUAAAAGCAAUAAGGUAGCUACUGUUAAACCUUGGGCGACAGGAUUAAGUGGACAGCUUCAGAAAGCAUUUGUAACUGGUGUGCCAAAACUCAAGAGAUCAGAGCUUGAAACAGCUUGUGAAGAUUUCAGUAAUGUCAUUGGUUCUUCACCAAUUGGUACAGUUCACAAAGGGACCUUGUCUAGUGGAGUUGAAAUAGCUGUGGCUUCUGUUGCUGCGACAUCUGCCAAGGAUUGGUCAAUGAGUUUAGAAGCACAGUUUAGGAAGAAGAUUGACACAAUAUCAAAAGUUAACCACAGGAAUUUUGUCAACCUUCUUGGAUACUGUGAGGAAAAUGAGCCUUUCACCAGAAUGAUGGUUUUCGAAUAUGCUCCAAAUGGAACACUCUUUGAGCAUUUACACAUAAAAGAGGCUGAACACUUGGACUGGAGAAUGCGGCUGAGAAUUGCAAUGGGAAUGGCUUACUGCCUUGACCAUAUGCACCAGCUAAACCCACCUAUGGCUCACAACAACCUGAACUCUUCAGCUGUCAGCCUCACUGAAGAUUAUGCAGCCAAAAUCUCAGAGUUCAGUUUCUGGAAUGAGAUCGUCGCGGCCGAGAUAGAUUCAGCUGGAUUAAAGAAUAUACACACACCAUCAUUAGGCCCAGAAAGUAAUGUUUACAGCUUUGGUGUGAUAUUGUUUGAAAUGGUUACCGGCCGGGUUCCUUACUCAGCAGACAGUAGCUCACUUGAAGACUGGGCAUCUGACUAUUUGAGAGGGGAGCAACCGCUUAGAGAAAUAGUUGAUCCCACUUUGACAUCCUUCGAAGAGGCGCAACUGGAGCUGAUUGUCGAAGUUCUAAAAUCUUGUGUCCACCCUGACCCUAAACACAGACCGGCAAUGAGAGAAGUCUGUGCAAGACUUAGAGCCAUAACUGGAAUAACCCCUGAGGGAGCAAACCCAAAACUCUCUCCUCUUUGGUGGGCAGAGCUUGAGAUUGCGUCUGCUAAUGGUAGCUGAGGAACAAAACCUCAAAUUGCAAGUAUGAUGGGGAAUAUUCUGCGGUUGUUUAGGCACUAAAGAAGUUGCCUGUAUGUUGAUACAGCUUGUAUUUAUCAUAGGGUAAAAGGAAUUAUCUGUAUAUACCUCCUACAAAUAGAAAUUUGGCGAAUCUUCGUUUAUUUUGAUAA